UUUAUUACAAAGUCCAGUUUACAGUCAGUCAUAGCGGGUUGAAAGUGUGUGUGUAAAAGGAAGAAGAAUGAAUCUCUUACUGGAUUUCCUCGGGCUUUUAGUCAUCAUAAUCUAUUCUUAUGUGGAGGCUUUGGUGAAACUUUUCAUUCCUGCAAAGAGAAAAUCCAUCAGUGGUGAAAUUGUGCUUAUCACAGGAGCAGGACACGGCCUUGGAAGACUUACAGCUUACAAAUUUGCCAAGCAGCAAAGCAGAUUGGUUCUCUGGGAUAUAAACAAGCAUGGCAUUGAGGAAACAGCUGAAGCAUGCAGAAAGCUGGGAGCCACCACCUAUGCAUUUGUAGUGGACUGCAGCAACAGAGAAGAAAUCUACAGCACUGCAGAGAAGGUGAAAAGAGAUGUUGGAGAUGUGAGUAUCCUGGUGAAUAAUGCUGGAGUGGUGGCAGCAGCAGAUCUGCUUUCCACUCAGGACAAUCUGAUACAGAAAACGUUUGAGGUCAACAUUCUUGCUCAUCACUGGACAACGAAAGCCUUCCUGCCAGCAAUGAUGAAAAAGAACCACGGCCAUAUUGUCACAGUUGCAUCAGCUGGAGGGCACGUAGUGGUUCCUUUCCUGGUUUCUUAUUGUUCAAGCAAGUUUGCAGCUGUUGGGUUUCAUAAAAGCCUGACUCAAGAAUUGUCUGCAUUGGGAAAAGAUGGGAUCAAAACCUCAUGCCUUUGUCCAGUUUUUAUAAACACUGGCUUUAUAAAACGUCCAAGUUCAAGAUUAUUGCCUACUCUGGAGCCUGACAAAGUUGCAAGUAAACUCAUGGAUGGAAUACUUUGCAACCAAAAAAUGAUAUUCGUUCCACCAUUUGUGAAAUGCAGCCUGUUCCUUGAAAGAAUUCUACCAGAGCGUGCCUUGAAGGCUAUGGAGAAGUUCCUGAAAAUAAAAUUUGAUGCAGUUGUUGGAUAUGGGGGGAAAGAAAAUUAA
This is a messenger RNA of Euleptes europaea (tarantolino), 970 nucleotides long. Its product is annotated as estradiol 17-beta-dehydrogenase 11-like. Bases 68 to 970 code for a protein of 300 amino acids. The transcript is spliced from 7 exons. Gene Ontology annotation, cellular component: lipid droplet. The record is from RefSeq and is a predicted model, not a curated record. Gene Ontology annotation, molecular function: oxidoreductase activity, acting on the CH-OH group of donors, NAD or NADP as acceptor. Lineage: Eukaryota; Metazoa; Chordata; Lepidosauria; Squamata; Sphaerodactylidae.